AUGGACGUCGCCGCGGACAUACUCGCUGAAAUGGCGCUCAAUGCGCCCGAAGAGCCGACCUGCCACUUCAUGCGCCUGCCUCUGGAACUCCGAAAGCGCAUCUACGCGCUCCUUCUCCUGCCACCUCCAGUCACGCGGGUCCACUGCAGCAUACUUCCAGAAAUCAAGCAAUGUAGCCCCGGUGGACGUUUCCUCGCCAGCACCUGCAAGCCAGCACCUUCCUCAAUCCGCACAAUUGGAUGCGGCACGUGCGAGUGGCGUGGAGGCGACGUUCAUACCGCGAUUGUAGCUCUCAACAAGACGAUUUAUGAAGAAGCUACCGACGUCCUCUACGAGAGCAGCGCGGCGGUCUUCUACCACGGAGUCCCAAAUCAAUGGGAGCAGUUGAGCGAUACAACCAGAUCCAAGGUCAGGAGAUUGGUUUUUGUGAUUCCGCUUUUAGAAAAUUACAAUUAUUUCAACGAUGUAUUCUAUACAAUCAGCAAUGCGAAGCUCAUCGAGCUCCAUUUCGACGUGGAUCUCACAAGAGUCACAGGACGACCGAUUGCUGCACAGGAGCUCUUAUGGGUACCUGAGGUUGAUGGGGCGGAAAUAGUUGUUGAUGUGCAUAUUGUCCGCGCUUGGGAUGAGCCAGGCAGUGGGUGGGAGGAGCCGAUUACCAGUCGACGGAGUAUCAGCGAGGCUCGUGCCCUCGAGUUGGAUGAAAAGGCGAAGGAAAUGAGAUUGUGGAUCAUCAAACUUCUGACAAAGGUUUUCAACGAGGAGGACAGAGUUCUGGUGAUUCGGGAGAACUGA
Messenger RNA from Ramularia collo-cygni, 795 nucleotides. RefSeq lists its product as uncharacterized. The transcript has a single exon. Lineage: Eukaryota; Fungi; Ascomycota; Dothideomycetes; Mycosphaerellales; Mycosphaerellaceae. The coding region runs from base 1 to 795 and encodes 264 amino acids. The record is from RefSeq and is a predicted model, not a curated record.